Molecule: messenger RNA, 6869 nt
Organism: Maylandia zebra (zebra mbuna)
Lineage: Eukaryota; Metazoa; Chordata; Actinopteri; Cichliformes; Cichlidae
Gene: slc30a2
Product: solute carrier family 30 member 2
Biological process (GO): zinc ion transmembrane transport; response to zinc ion
Cellular component (GO): plasma membrane
Molecular function (GO): zinc ion transmembrane transporter activity
Source: RefSeq, a predicted model, not a curated record
CGCGCUGUGUGCCUCGUUACUGCCGCUGCAGCUCCACGUUCGAACCUGCAACUCAGACCAAAUUAAAACCUCCCUCAGAAAAAGCCGCAUGUGGUUUCCUCCUCCUGCCUCUCAGCACUGCAAUGAAGGAAUUUCCUCGUUUGUACUGAAGUCUCUGCGCUCACAGAAAUGAGGUCUCGGCCUGAGUUUUCCCCGCGCUAACUACACAACAGGAAGACCGGAGCGGUCGAUUCUCACCUGCAUCAUCUUCACCUUAGAAAAGAAAGUCGUACUUUUUUGCCUCUCGGACAGGACACCAACUGACUGCUGGCUGCAAAAUGGAUAAUAAUGCUGGAAAUUCGGAAAAAUCUCACCUCAUAGACGAGAAGAAUGCCAAGACAUAUUCACUAAAACUGCAAAGCUCCUUUCCAGACUCCAAAGAACAUUAUUCAGACUUCCCUUUAAAGAAUGGAGGCAUGUCGGGCGCCAUCGAGCUGAAACGACCCGUCGGCACUCACUGCCACGGCCCCAAAGCGUCGGCAUGCGAGGAGAGCGUGGACAAGCUGCUGGCCAAGAAGAAACUCUACAUCGCUUCAGCAGUCUGCCUCGUCUUCAUGAUUGGCGAGGUCAUAGGAGGCUACCUGGCCCACAGCCUGGCCAUCAUGACUGAUGCGGCCCACCUUCUGACAGACUUUGGCAGCAUGAUGGUGAGCCUGUUCUCCCUGUGGAUCUCCUCCAGACCGCCCACCAAAACCAUGAACUUUGGUUGGCACAGAUCAGAGAUCCUCGGGGCAUUCAUCUCAGUCAUGUCCAUCUGGAUCGUCACUGGAGCUCUGGUCUACUUGGCCAUUGAGAGGAUCGUACGUAACGACUAUGAGAUUGAUGGACACGUCAUGCUGGUCACCUCUGGCUGUGCUGUCAUCGUCAAUAUUGUCAUGGCGUACAUCCUCCACCAUUCGACCACCUUCCACGCUCACGGCAGCGGUUACCACCAGAUCGACGAGGAUGGUCAGAGCCCCGUGGUUCAUGGCCACUCGCACGCCCUCCUCGGCAGUCAUGGUAACACAAGCGUCCGUGCUGCCUUCAUCCACGUGGUGGGAGACCUGCUGCAGAGUGUCGGCGUCAUGGUGGCGGCGACCAUCAUCUACUUCCGGCCUGAGUAUAAAGUCGCAGACCCCAUCUGCACGUUCCUAUUUUCUGUCUUUGUUCUCUGCACCACUGUCACCAUCCUCAGAGACGUCUUUAGGAUACUCAUGGAAGGGUCCCCUAAAGGAAUCGAGUUUAACUCGGUGAAGGAGGUGCUGCUGUCUGUGAAAGCUGUGAAGUCCAUGCACUGCCUGCACCUCUGGGCUCUGACCCUGGGCCAGGCGCUGGUUUCUGUUCACCUGGCUGUAGAGGAGGGCACUGACCAGCAGUCUGUGCUGCAGGAGGCCACUGACCUACUCCACACCAAGUUUGGUUUCUACAGCAUCACCAUCCAGGUAGAGCUCUACUCUGAAGACAUGAGCUACUGCUCCCACUGCCAGGACCCCAGUGACUGAUAAACAACCAGAGUGGACUGGACCCAGCAGGACAUGGAUGACUAAGACAGAUUGUCAUUCUCUCCUGGUGGUCUGGAGUCGUGAGGGAUGUAUUCACAGAGCAGCUUCCCUUCAAGGAAAGAAUUUUUGGGUUGUUUUUGCCAUUAAGUUUUAAAAGAUUUGACAGUGAAAUCAUCCUUGUGCUGAUAGUAGAGUCCUGAUACCAAAGCUCCAUGCUAACAUGGAAUAUGCCAGUUCAUUCAAAGUCCUUCAAAAAGGGGUGGCCUGCUUUAUUUCCAUCACAAACUGAGACAAUUUCACAAGAAUCAUCAGGGUGAAGCUGUCCUUGGGGUUGCUGGUGCUAGCUUGUAAGGAAGUUUUCAAGAAUAAAGGAAAGUAGGGCCCUGAAAAAACAAACACAUUUUACCAAAAAUCUGACCUCUUCUAAUUAAUUUCCUCAACAAAACAAAGAUCACAUCACAAUACUAUUUAUUUAAGGACCACUAAUAUCUUAUUUUCAGUAAUAUGGUGCCAGUUCUGCUCUGUUCUACCUUGGUGCCUUUUAAGAAUCAGCCCACUGGUUAUCUGUAAAGUUACUGGCAGAAACUCGAGUACUUAUCAUGGAAAUAACUUUAUGUGGUAGUUCCUUCAUAAUGACAGAUGUCCAUCUUUGGGAUAAGACAUUUUGUGGUGUAGAGAUGGUGCCCACUUUUGGUCACAAGUACCACUUUUUUGGUGGAAAUGCCUGUGCACAAGCUCAAGGUUGAAAAUAGAUAUAAGUGAUGCAUAGAAAUGAUCAAUAAUAGUAAUUGUUCUCCACCAGACACCCUAUUUUAAAUUAAGAACAGUCAUACCAGCUAAAAUUCAGAAGUUAUGAGUUAUACUUUACCAUAAAUUCUGUAUUAAAACACCCUAAAGACACAGUGACAUUAUUUAUUGAUGUCACUGUGUAUUAAGUUUUUAUUUGUUUCUUUUUAAAAAAAAUAACAGUUCUGUUUUACUUGCGCCUCAGCAUGUUUCAUUUCAGGCUUAAUGUAAGUAAACAGAAAACACUGCCAAAUAAAUGAGCACAUACAGUGAUUAGGCUUAUAGCUAUUCCUACAGUAAGGUAAAUCCUUCCUUUGUGAAUCUAAUAAUUAGCACAGUUUACAAAGUUAAUAUUAUGUUGCAUUACAUAAGAAGUGUUACUCGAUAAUGAGACAAUAGACGUUCAAAGAAAGUGUUUAUUGAGGUCCUGACUUAAGAGAGGUGACGCUUCUUUGUUCCACUGAGUUCUGUACAACCAGAAGCCUCAUUGAAACUCAAGGAGUCGCCCUCUGCUGGUCAGAAGGAAGGAUGCCCAUGUCAGACAUUUGAACAACAAAGAAAUAAAUAAAUCUGAGGAAUUUUCUGAAAAUAUUUUUUUCAGCCACUUCUUGAUUAAUGCAACUUUCUUACUCAUUUUAAAUGCUAAAAUGACUUAAAAAAAUUAAGCCAUUGUGGAGGGUGAUGAAUUGCACGUUUUUAAUUUUGCAAGUUUUUUUUUUAUAGUUGUCUUCUACAAUUGAAAGGCAGUAAUUGUAGUAAAAUCCCUUCUUCUUUCAAAAAGAUGCUGAAUCACUCAAACACUUUAAUUCAAUCAACUGUGAAAUUAGUGUAAGUUAAGUUCCACAAAACAGGAACAGUCUCCUCAAAGUUUUCUUCAAAUUGCUAAAAAAAAAAAUAAUUAAAAACACUUUUAAAGCACCACAGGAGAUUGAUUUUGCUGACGUGAUUAAAGGCAUCUGUGCAGAUGUUUGUCCAAAGUAAUUUUCAGUUUAUCUUCUGGGCUAUUAAUUAAAUGUUUCCAAUUAAUUUAUGAACAUCAGCUUUACUCUGUAACAAGAACAUAAGGUAAUAAAUAAGAGGCAUAAGCUAUAUCAUCUGCUGCAGAUGUUAAUAUGGAGCACCUGAUGAAACUCUACUACAGACACAUUUGUUGUAUCAGCUCUACCAGACCCACUAUAGUGUAGUCAUCUCUAUGCAAGGCUUGCAAGCAUAACAUAUUUUUAGUGCUAAAGUGUUAAAAAGCUCACUGAUGAUUGAUUUCUGACAUUUCUUUGUGCAUGUUUCAAGUACCUGUAACAUGCUGUCUUGUGAGUAAGAAUAAGAAUGACUCUUUAAAAAUCUUUUAAUUUUGUCUGUACUCUUGGUCACCAAAGACCACAUUGUGCUGUUACUAAAGACCACAGGGACGUCAUGAGACACAAACAGGAAAGGACAUAACAAUUAAAUUGUUAAAGAACAAUGUUCAUCCUUAAAAGGAAAUGUUGGAGGCAUGUGGCACUACAUGUGUCACAUGCAAAAUGUGUGCAGCUCUUCAGUAAUAAACUCACAUAUAAGUUCACACUUUUGUUUUCACUUUAGAAAAUACAUAAAGACGUAUUCAUGUUUCUACCAAACAAAGGGAAACGUGUUCCUUCUCAUGAUUGAUAAGCACUUUGACAACAAAGAGUUUCAGAAUCACGAUUAGCUUUCCAAAGCGACCUUUAAAAACAGACACGAUCAAAUCUGUGUUGCAUGUGUAGCUCAGAGCUGUUUAUAUAAUGGUGGGCAGAGUAUCGAUAUGGAUUGAGCAGAAGGAAAAUGAACGGAAAGUGUCAGACUGAAAAAGCAUUCACCUACCUCCACUGUCAGAUCUGAGUGGACAUUUGGGUCUGAGGGCAAAAAUGAUUUAGUUCUGGAGCCGGACGAUUAGUUUCAGCUGCGGUCAUCUAUCUCUCUCUCAUUCUUCCUGCAGACAUCCAUCUACUGUAUGUUUCUCCAUUUCCUGGGCUUUCAUCAAUCCAUCUGCUCUCCAUCCAUUCAUGUUUUGCAAGUCAUGAAGCAUCAGCUUCCUCUUACCUUUUUAUAGACUGGGGCUGGGCUAUAACUUUAUGCAUAUCUGACACAAAUCUGUUAUAUUUUUGUUUUGCUUUGUUUUUGACCACAGAAGAAGGCAAUGCUUAUUUUUUGUACUGGGAUCCAACCAAUCCCAAAGAGCUAGGAGAAAUUCAAAAGGCAUUCCAAAUAAGAGACUGGGCCUAGAGACCUAAACAUUUUGUUAACUUUCACCAGAAUUGUAGACAGAUUACUGAACAUAGACCAAGAAGCCCAAGAGAUUAGUCCAGGGUCCAGUUUGUUUAAAGUGACUGUCAGUCAGUCUACUACAGAGAAACACAUAAAUAUGAAGACAAGAAAAACUAUAUGAACACAAGUAAUGGGACACCUACACACCACACCUACAGGAGCUGCGCCACUUGCAGCUGAUCAUAUAAUUUCUAGGAGGGAGAAAUUUCAUGAAAUACCUUGUUGCUGUGGAUCCUAUCACUGUACUGUGUUCAGAUUCAUUGGGCUCUUUAAAGUGACCCAUUCUUUCACAAAUGUUUACAAAGGCAGGUCGCAUGGCUAGAUGCUUAAUGUGAUAAGCUUAUGGCAAUAGGACUGAAAACACCUCUAUUUAAAGAUUAAGAGGUGUGGUCCAGUACAUUUACUCAUAUAGUGUAGUGUUCAUAUACUGUACUUUAACUAAAAACAAUCACAGAAUGAAUGCAGAGGACCCCCCCUCCACCCCACCCCCACUAAAUUUACAUCAAUCUGGCCAACAGUUUGUUUUGUUUGUGUUCAAAAUCAUGAUGUAGCUGUUGGGGUGCUUAGAGGACAAGAACAAGCUAGCAAGCAGAAAGUUUGGGCUGAUGAUAGUUUUAAGAAUGGGCUGUAAUCACAUUGUCCACUGGGGACCAUGAAUAGCCACAGGAAGUUUCACACCAAUCUUUUCAAAAGUUAUAAUUUGGCCUAAAGGGUCACAAAAAGACAAACUGGAUAAUUUAUAAAGAAAAAUGUAAAGAUACCUCCUCUGGGGAGCAGGAAUGGGGACAUUUUCAUAGUAAGCUCUCCAUUAAAUUGGUUUGUACUAGUUCAUUUUGCACAGUGCAGAAAAUCUGAGCUGGUGAUGGCACUGGGAGAAGGGGUAAUGCAAUCAUCACAAUCAAAGUUUAACUGAGACAUCCUCUGGGGACCAUGAAUAUCCACAGCACGCUUCACAGAGAGGUCAUUAGUUACACUGAAGAUGGCACUUAGAACCGAGCACUUAGACUUACAAUUACAUAUAUUUACAUAAAAAAUACACAGCAUUUUAAUGGAAAAUGUCCACUAUUUUAAUGUAUCCAUUGCUGUUGGUGUGAUUUACGUGUAAAUUCACGAUAAUUUUUCUUUUUUUCUAUUAGAUCUAAUCCUCUGGGGACAAUGAAUAUGUAAAUUAAGUCUUACAGCAACAUGAUUAUGGUGAUUAUCUAUUAAGUGCCUCCCUCCUUUGGCAUGAGAGGUUAAGCUAUUUUAUGACCAAACCGGAAAUUUUAGAGGGCAUCACCUUGGGACUUGCUCUCUGGUUGUUUCAUUCUAAAACAUUUUGAGGUGAUGGUGGAGCUGGGUAUCUUCAACAUUAUAAAAAUUCACUGUCUUAGAUCCGCAAACACCCACAGCAUGUUUUAUGGAGAUUUCAGAUUUAGUUUGUAUUUUCUUUCAGGUUGAGAAAAUAUAAUAAUAAAAAAAAGCUAUUUUACACCCAUAAAAAAGCCAAUGAGUCCGCCAACAUGCCUGUAAUGCUUCCCAGCUGCUAUCAAGUGUUACUGUUGACUGUUGCUUUAAAUUAAAGGACGAUUAUGCAUUGAAAUUGCCGAAUUCACGUCCAUUCUGAUCCAAGAGCUUGCAUGGUUGUUAGCUGUUAUUCAAUAUCAUGUACUGUAAGUAGCUUCAUGUUCAACUGCCAGUCAGAAUAUGUAGACGCACCAUGUGGAGGUUCAAUCAAAGAAUAAAAUCUUCUUUAAAAUUCUAUAUUUUCACCAAUUUUUAGAGAUCCUAUAUAUUUUUUUUUCCUUUUAGAAAUUAUAAAAUGAGAAUAUAUAAAGGACCCAACACCUACAGAUUUUAGGUUAAAACCAAGUAAAUAUAAUAAAGACCAAUGAAUUUUACUGCACUGGUUUUGAUAUACAUGCAGUUCUCCUAUACGGGCUCUACUGUUACAAUUGAAGCUUUAUAAAGUUUAUUUCAUUCCAAGAAAAAAUAAAAUAAAGGAAAAACAUUUCCUGUUUGUUCACUCUGAACAUCUAAUGUCUGAGAAUGCUCUGUUAUUGUGCCGUUGCCAUUUGUGACAAUUAGAAUUUGUGUAACUGUUGUAAAUAUGUCAAAUAAUGUGAUUUUGUGUGUACAUGUGUAAAUACAUCUAUCUUCCAUGUACAAAAAGUGGUUCCCAAAAAGUCCUAUUUGUCUGUGUUGUGAUGUCACAUACGAUCCACUUGUCACAUGUGUGAUGUUUGAUAUUUCAUUUUUAUGUGUGGCAACAGUUUUUGUAAAGUGAAAUAAAAGACUGCUGAU